AACGAGAUCGCCACUUCCUCAAAAUGUAAACAGAAAUAGCUGCACAGUGGCUCCUUUAGUAUAACAAGGCAUGUGAGCAGAAAUUCAGUCUGUACGUGCUGUGAUGGGUUUUGCUCCGUGGCUGAAAAAAUGGAGACUAAAGGGACCGACGAGGUGGAGAUACUGAAGUCCAAAUUCAUGUCAGCAUGGCACAGUGUGAAGUACAGUUGGGCUUUAAAGUCAAAAACUGCCUUCAGUCGUAAUUCUCCUGUAUUCUUGUUGGGAAAAUGCUACCACUUCAAGGUUGUGGAUGAUGAAAGCCCUACUGAGAGCACUGCUGAGGCAUUAGAUGACGAUGUUGUCACAGGCAAUGUUGAUGAAUUUCGAAAAGAUUUCACCUCACGAGUUUGGCUGACCUAUCGAGAAGAGUUUCCUGCUCUUCCGGGCUCCAGCUUCACUUCAGACUGUGGGUGGGGUUGUACACUCCGAGCGGGGCAGAUGAUAUUGGCACAGGCACUCUUGCUUCACAUCUUGGGUAGAGACUGGAAGUGGUCAGAAGCACUGACUUUGGAGCCCUUGGAUACAGAAACGUGGACCAGCAGUGCCGCUCGGAGACUCGUGGCCACAUUAGAGGCUUCCAUUCAGGGGGAACGAGCACAGGCCACUCAGCCUCUCUGUCCUGCUCAAGGAAGAGCUGAGGAGGCCGACUCAUAUCUGAAAGAGACAUAUCAUCGUACUAUUGUAUCCUGGUUUGGGGAUGGACCCUCAGCACAGCUGGGAAUCCACAGACUAGUGCAGCUAGGAAUGACCUCUGGAAAACAGGCAGGAGAUUGGUACGGCCCAGCAGUGGUAGCACACAUACUGAGAAAAGCUGUUGAUGAGGCAGUUGAUGCAAUGCUGAAAGGCAUAAGUGUUUAUGUAGCACAGGACUGCACAGUGUACAGUGCUGAUGUUAUUGAUAGCCAUUCAGCACGGACAGAAAGCCACGGUGAUCCUCAGGGACUCGAUUCUGGAGCUUCACCUGAUAGUAGAGCUGUUGUUAUCCUCAUUCCUGUGAGACUGGGUGGAGAGAAGAUCAACCCAGAAUACUUAAAUUUUGUCAAGAGUAUUUUAAGCUUAGAGUACUGUAUUGGCAUCAUUGGAGGAAAACCAAAACAGGCUUACUAUUUUGUUGGAUUUCAAGAUGACAGCUUGAUUUACAUGGAUCCUCAUUACUGUCAGUCUUUUGUGGAUGUCAGCACAAGCGAUUUCCCUCUGCAGUCGUUUCAUUGCCCAUCACCAAAGAAAAUGUCUUUCAGUAAAAUGGACCCGAGCUGUACGAUCGGAUUCUACUCAAAAAGUGUUGAACACUUUGAAAAAAUUGCCAAUGAACUGUCAAAGAUUCUGCAGCCCUCAUCAAAAGAGAAGUACCCUGCAUUCACCAUCAUGAAAGGCCACGGGAAGGAUUAUGAACUUUCGAUUGCUGUAGAAAAGCGAGAAUGGCCUUUUAUCAGCGACGCAAGGAAAGCAGGCGCAACAUCGGGAGACUUUGUGCUGCUUUAAUGCUAUAAACUGGUAACCAAAAAAGCAAGUGAUACACCACAAAUCAGAACUGCAUGGGUCUAAACUAUAAGACC
Messenger RNA from Danio aesculapii, 1595 nucleotides. It is a transcript of the gene atg4c, whose product is annotated as autophagy related 4C, cysteine peptidase. The transcript has 11 exons. The coding region runs from base 130 to 1521 and encodes 463 amino acids. NCBI's taxonomy places the organism in Eukaryota, Metazoa, Chordata, Actinopteri, Cypriniformes, Danionidae. Gene Ontology annotation, molecular function: protein-phosphatidylethanolamide deconjugating activity. The record is from RefSeq and is a predicted model, not a curated record.